This is a messenger RNA of Blepharisma stoltei, 1041 nucleotides long. NCBI's taxonomy places the organism in Eukaryota, Ciliophora, Heterotrichea, Heterotrichida, Blepharismidae. The record is from the annotation of a GenBank genome assembly.
AUGGAAAAAGAGUAUAAUCAGCAGCAAAAAUAUAGAGAAUGGUUAGAGCAGUCGCAUAGAUUUGCAUCAACUGUGGCUGGAAUUUUGAUAGAAUGUCAGGAGCAGUCUAGAAGAUUUAAUGAAGACAUGAAUAAACUUGUGAAUUUUAUUUAGUUUGAGGAUGGAAAAGAAGAUUUCAAUAUAAUUAAUUCAGAUGCAAGAAAAAGUGCAAAUAAAAUUUUUGAAGAGUGUUACAGAAAAGAGCAAGAAGAAAAAGAAAAGAUUGAAAGAGAAUACCAAUUAAAAUGCGAAGAAAUUAAAGCUGGCAGAGCAAAAUUCAGAGUAGAAAACAUUGAGAAAGCAUUCCAAAUAGCCAAAAUCUCUGCAUUUUCAAAAAUUAAAGAAAGACUGAGAUCACUCCCAAAAAUAAGUAAAAGCUGUAAAACUAAUAGAAUACCAAGGCCUCUAUGAAGCAUUAUCAUUGAAUACUGUGACCCUGCUUCUAGAUGCAAGCUAGAAAAGGUCUGCAGACUUCUAUUUCAUUUAGCAAAUGAAAUAUGCCCUGCAUGCACUUUAAGUAUUGGAAGCGAAAUAUGUUGUAAUUUUUGAAAAAGUCAAAGCAUUAUUCGAAGAAUUGAUAUAAAAUAUGAGGAUGCUAAUUGCAUGUAUAUUAAACGGGUUGUCCUUCAAAAUAUUGAAAUAAAUGUAUUUGAAAGAAAUUUGUAUUUUAUUCGGAAAAAUACUUGUGAUAGAGACUUGCAUUUUUGGGAACCUAAGAAUGAUGAUAAGAAAUAUAUUGUUUGCAGGUAUUGUAGAAAAGGAGCGCAAAUUAAAGAAAUAUGUGGAGCUCAAUGUAGAAGCCAUGGAGAGUUAUGUAUAACCAAAGGUUCUAAAUUUCCUGCAUGUAAUAAUCAUAAAUGCAUAUGCUGUAUAGCUUCUCCAGAAAUUGCUUCAGCUUUUAGGACAAUGGAUGCAAUUUAUUUAGAUUGUAGGAAAGUUGUGAUUAAUAAAGGAGGAAAAAAGAACUUGAAUGAGCUUGAAUUUAAAGUCAAGCUUGCUUAA